AUGGCUCCAGUAGUGUGGCCGUGCGCCCUUAACCCAUCAAAUCACAUACUGGUGCAAGAGUUGCUGCUACACGCGUCAUUAGGUCGUCACCGCCAUUCCCUGAGGGACAGAAAGGACUUUUUUCACCUUGCUAGGCACAUUUCCUGCCUCAAAGAACCUUGCAAAUACCUCGUUUCUGCGCCACCAACCUCUCGUGGACCACUGUGGGCUCCUUGGCGAAGCACAGUCCCCCGGCAAAUAGUUUUCAAUCGUAUACUCCGUCAGUGCACCGAUACUUAUACGCAAUCAUCCCAUAAAGAAGACAAAGAAGACGAGGAGGGGAGACGCGUACCAGUGUUUUAUGAUGAUGCCAUUGCUCAUUUGAACAGAAUAGCAGAAGAACUGGGGCCACACGGAUACAAAGUAACUCUGGUCGGAGCACUGCGACGCGGGUGCCCCGUUGCUUCCCGAGCUGAGUUCCUUUUGACGUACGAUGAUGACGAUAGAAUCAGGAAACAUCGUGACAACGACACCACUGUGUCCCACAGUGUUCAUUUUGAGCGAGCGAUACAGGGACUAAGGGCUUCCGGAUACAUCAAGCAUCAUAGGACAAAAAGAAAGAUUGAUAUUCACACAAAACAGUACAUAACACUUGCUUCUAGGUCCCAUUCACAUCCAGAAACCCUCUCCACAUCACGAGAGGAAAGACAGGUUUUGUCUAUUACCUGGUCAAAACCACAACAGUUUCACACGCGGCAGCUGUUCCUCACGGGCCCGAACCCAUUCGUGGUGCACCUUGUGCUGCUGGCCCAUGCGAAGGGCCUGGGACUGGAUCCUUGCGGGUUGUACAAAUCCCAAUUAGGGUUUCGGGAGUCUGUGGCACUUGAAUGUGAAAGGGACAUCUUCGCUGCGUUGCAGUUGCCGUACGUUGAGCCCAUUCACCGCCAUGCAUACUGCCGCGUUCACAACCUGUUUUGA
Messenger RNA from Trypanosoma brucei brucei TREU927, 957 nucleotides. RefSeq lists its product as hypothetical. The record is from RefSeq and is a predicted model, not a curated record. Gene Ontology annotation, cellular component: nucleus. Gene Ontology annotation, biological process: double-strand break repair via nonhomologous end joining. Bases 1 to 957 code for a protein of 318 amino acids. Gene Ontology annotation, molecular function: DNA-directed DNA polymerase activity; DNA binding. NCBI's taxonomy places the organism in Eukaryota, Euglenozoa, Kinetoplastea, Trypanosomatida, Trypanosomatidae. The transcript has a single exon.